Molecule: messenger RNA, 2311 nt
Organism: Poeciliopsis prolifica (blackstripe livebearer)
Lineage: Eukaryota; Metazoa; Chordata; Actinopteri; Cyprinodontiformes; Poeciliidae
Product: uracil nucleotide/cysteinyl leukotriene receptor
Exons: 2
Coding region: 163-1074 (303 amino acids)
Biological process (GO): positive regulation of Rho protein signal transduction; phospholipase C-activating G protein-coupled receptor signaling pathway
Cellular component (GO): membrane
Molecular function (GO): G protein-coupled receptor activity
Source: RefSeq, a predicted model, not a curated record
GUGCGUGUAUGUUAACAUAAAGUUCAACACACCACAAACUAUUUCCAUAAAUUUCUCACUUCUGCUUGACUAUCAGUUAUUCAGUCACACACUGAAGUCUUCCGCUCUUAGUGAGCAUAGUUUAGAACGGGGUCCAACGACAACAACAGACGGGUCCUUGCCAUGACACAUGCAAAUACUUCCACGGAGAAUGAGACCAACAGAUUACCUCCGUGGGAUAUUGUCCUCGCCGUGUUUUACAUGUUGAUCUUCAUCAUUGCUGUUCCUGGGAACUCCUUGGCGUUGUGGGCAUUCUGUCAUCAGAAGAGCACUUCACCCUCCAAGGUCUUCCUGAGAAAUCUUGCUGUUGCAGACAUCUGCUAUGUCCUUAUUUUACCUAUGCGCAUAGUUUACCACCUGUCUGGCAGCCACUGGCCCUUUGGAGACAUCUUAUGUCAGCUGUCAGGCUUUUUAUUUUACCUGAACAUGUAUUGUAGCCUCUACCUCAUGAGUUUCAUCAGCCUGGACAGAUUGAUAGCUGUGACUUUACCUCUAAUGUCCCAGGUGGUAAGGAAGCCUUUGUAUGCACAUAUAGGUGUGACCAUACUGUGGGUGAUAGUCAUUGUCUCUAUGAUUCCAACACUUUUCUCACAAAAAACCCAAAACAACUCACCUAACAACUGCAGCAUGCUGUACCUUGAAAAAACAUCACCCAAAGCUUUGAUCUCCACCAUCGUUGCUUUUUCUAUUCCCUUCACCACCAUAGUUAUCACCUCCCUGGUGAUUCUCUUAAAACUGAGGAACCUGAAACAACACGAAGAGCGUCCAGUGAAAGACAAAGCUAUGAAAAUGAUCGUACUCGUAGUGCUAAACUUCAUGUUUGCAUUUGUUCCCUAUCACAUUUGCAGGGUGAUAUACACUCAAAGACCAGCUGGAAGGUUGGAGUCAUUGUCAUUAAAAAGAGCCAAUCAGAUCACAUCUGCACUGAGCUGCAUCAGUGGUGUACUGGACCCUGUUAUGUAUUUCUUCUUGAACCGAGUUUACAGGAAUACGUUUCUUCGUCUGUUCUUUAAAACUCAGAAUACUUCUCUGUAAGCAUCAAAGUAAAAUUCUUGCUAAACGACUGCCUUAUUGUUGGACAUUUUAACGAUUCGAAGGUCUUGUAACUAUGAUUUAACACAUCAAAGACAACUUUGGAGAAAUAUUUUUAUCUUUCAAAUCUGUAAAGCAUUUACUAGAAUGUAAAGAGUUUGAUCUGCUUUUUUCUGGUACUUUUGACUGAUGUUAAAUGAAAUAGAUAAAUCUCAUUACAUGUUCUUUUACAUUUUUGACUAAUCUCAGAGUCAAAAAUGUAAAAGAACAUGAAACUGACAUAGUAUAACACAUUUUCGAGGAACUGAAAGCUCUGCCUUCUCUGUUAGCUUUAGAUUGCAUCCAAAAGGUUUUAUCCCUUUCAAAUGUUCUGUAUUCUGUCUUAUAACAACCACCAAUUUAUUUAUUUUUUUAUUAAGUUGGGGGAUAUAUAUUUUCUAGAAAAAGGUACUUUCUGUUCUUCUUUAUUAUGAACAAAGAUUGGAUUAAAAUGCUUUUUUUUUGUGCAAAUACGCUCUCUUGUGGGUUUCUGACAGGUUUGACCAGUACUUCUUUUAGAAAAUCAAUAUUUCCAAAUAAAAUAGUAAGUUUCUAUGUAUAUGUUGUUCAAUAUGUUUGUACUGCUAUCAAGACCUUUUGUUAUGAGAUUAGGCAUAAAACCAUUCUGUUAAAAUACCAUAAUGAAUGUCCUUAAUAUCACUUAAACUAUGAACAUGUCACAAUUUCCAAGCAGGGCUUUGUCCAUCAGAGAAAAAUGAAAAUUAAACCACAUACUAGGUCGAUUUUGAAGAGAAAUAUCAAGUUUUCUGCAACAAGUAAAGGGGUAUACAGUCACACCCAAUAAAUUAUUUUGGAAAUCUAAGACCCAAACAGAUUUGACAGUUGUGGCUGAACUUACAGGCUCUUAUCAAGUUCUGAGACUAAAAAAAUAUAGAACAUGACCUAUGUACUUUUUUUUUGUUUUGUUUUAUUUUUUUAACAUUUGACUUGAAUCUGUUUCAUAAUUUCUGGAUUGACAUCUGUAAAUACAGUAUUCAGUUUAAGUUUAAAUUGAUCAAUGUUCCAAUUUGUAUGCAACCAAUGGAGCAAACAGCUGCAUUAUGAAGUUGUGCCAGAGUCUUAAAAAAGGUAAUGUGUCCAGAUUUAAAAACAAACCUUUUGAAAUUCUUCUCAAGCCCAAUCAGAGACACUCCAUGUUCUUCUUGUAUGAUACCUUUGGAAUCCAUUAUUUUGUAACAAA